Molecule: messenger RNA, 2141 nt
Organism: Lontra canadensis (Northern American river otter)
Lineage: Eukaryota; Metazoa; Chordata; Mammalia; Carnivora; Mustelidae
Gene: ACKR4
Product: atypical chemokine receptor 4
Exons: 3
Coding region: 610-1662 (350 amino acids)
Biological process (GO): immune response; chemotaxis; G protein-coupled receptor signaling pathway
Cellular component (GO): membrane
Molecular function (GO): chemokine receptor activity; scavenger receptor activity; chemokine binding
Source: RefSeq, a predicted model, not a curated record
UGGAAGCAUGGGAAAAACAAUGUCCCCAGAGAGAAGGAUUUUGAAGGUUUGUAUGCUGGUCUUUGAAAAAAUAAAUUUGAAGAAGGCAAGAGAGUUUACAGUCAUGGGGAAAGGCAUACUCUGGGGUAAAGGACAGGGAAGAAAUACAUUUUUUUUUUUUUUAAAGCCGAGAGUAGUUUCGUAGUUUAAGUAAAAUAUUAAAUGAUGUGGCACAAAAAAUAUUAAGUUCUAUAAAUGCCUAAUCAUCACUCAAAAUUUAGUCUGUGAUAAUUUAGUCUUUUAAAAGAACUUUCCGAGUUAAAGUCAUUUUUCUUUUUUUUCCUAAACAAAAUAACUUCUCAGAGUAUUUCUCUAGAUUCUACCUACAAGUGCUCAUUAGCCCUUGAUGCUCUCUGGGGUGAAUUUUUUUGGUUUGGCCAAUGGUUCCUCAGCUGCCGGCACUUUCUUGUUCCUUUCAUCUAAGUAGAAACUUUGAAAGGAAAGCUCUCUCGGAUGCAAGACAAAGGCGGGGUAUAAAAUGAAAACAAAAGUAGCCUGAGUUAAAGAGGUAUUUGAAUUUACUCUCCACUCAAGACUGCUCCUCUCUGCACGCUGAAACAGAUCGGAGCCAUGACUUUGGAACACAACCAGUCAACAGAUUACUACUAUGAGGAAAAUGAAAUGAAUGGCACUCAUGACUACAGUCAGUAUGAAGUGAUUUGUAUAAAAGAGGAAGUCAGAAAAUUUGCAAAAGUUUUCUUGCCCGCCUUCUUCACAAUAGCUUUCAUCAUUGGAAUUGCAGGCAAUUCCAUAGUGGUGGCAAUUUAUGCCUAUUACAAGAAGCAGAGAACCAAAACGGAUGUGUACAUCCUGAACUUGGCAGUGGCAGAUUUACUCCUUCUAUUCACUCUGCCUUUUUGGGCAGUUAAUGCAGUUCAUGGGUGGGUUUUAGGGAGAAUCAUGUGCAAAGUCACUUCAGCCUUGUAUACAGUCAACUUUGUCUCUGGAAUGCAGUUUCUGGCUUGUAUCAGCAUAGACAGAUACUGGGCUGUAACUAAAGCCCCACGUCAACCAGGAGUGGGGAAACCAUGCUGGCUUAUCUGUUUCUGUGUCUGGAUGGCUGCCAUCUUGCUGAGUAUACCUCAGCUGGUUUUUUAUACAGUCAACCACAAGGCUAGGUGCAUUCCCAUCUUUCCAUAUCACCUAGGAACAUCAGUGAAAGCAUCAAUUCAAAUGCUGGAAAUCUGCAUUGGAUUUGUAAUACCCUUUCUUAUUAUGGGAGUGUGCUACUUUGUCACAGCAAGAACACUUAUCAGGAUGCCCAACAUUAAAAAAUCUCGUCCCCUCAAAGUUCUGCUCACAGUGGUUAUAGUUUUUAUUGUCACUCAGCUGCCUUAUAACAUUGUCCGGUUCUGCCAAGUCAUAGACAUUAUCUACUCUCUGAUCACCGACUGCAACAUGAGCAAACGCAUGGAUGUUGCCAUCCAAAUCACAGAGAGCAUUGCACUCUUUCACAGCUGCCUCAACCCAAUCCUGUAUGUUUUCAUGGGAGCCUCUUUCAAAAACUACAUUAUGAAAGUUGCUAAGAAAUACGGGUCCUGGAGAAGACAAAGACAAAAUGCGGAGGAGAUUCCUUUCGAUUCAGAUGAUCCUACAGAGCCAACCAGUACUUUCAGCAUUUAAAUGUAAGACUGCUGCCUCUUGCUUCGAUACACAUGAAUGAUGCUUCUCCCUCAGAUAAAACAUCUGCUUUAUUCUGAAACUUAAAUCUCAAAUACCCUAGUGCCAACUUAUAGCAAUCAAGAGGUGGGGGGAAGGUGGGGAGAAUAUAGCAACCAGGAAGAGGAGGAAAUGACAUAAUAAAUGCAGAAAACAUGAACUUAAAGUUAACAAUAUAGGAAAAUAGUAUUAACAGGUAUAAAUAAUAAAAACACUAUGCUAUGAAUUAGGCCAUCUGAAACAGAUUAAUAAAAAGGCUUAUAUUAAGGGGCAUUUCUAAUUAUUUUAAAAGAUCUAAAUUUUAAUGUAAGAAUGAUUUCACUGCAUAAUUUCAGUAUUUGAAUAACUAUACAACAAAAUUUAAUCCUUUUUUCUUGUUUCUUAGUUUGUAAGUGAUUUCCUAAGAUCCCAGAAAUAACAAUGUAACAAUAAAAAUAUUACAU